ACAGUCCAUGUGUUGCGGAACUGCAGUCUCGAAACGGAUGUUCGGAGGACAAUCUCUCGACCCUUGUCUACCUGCAUAGAUGCACUCGCGCCGCAAUCCAGCAGCAGCGUGCCAGCAGUCGACAUGGUUGACUUCAGUAUAUGGGAGGAUGAUAAGCCCCCGAGUUUAGGAGAUCUUCUCGGCACAACUCAUCCACGGGACACGACUAUCCAAAUCCUCUUCUCGCUCACCUUGGGCGUCGGUGCCUUUCUAUCCUUCUGCAUCCUUAGACCUCGCUGGGGUGGGCUAUAUGCCGCGCGAAAACGCCAGAAUGACGAGACGGCCUUGCCAGAAUUGCCCAAUUCUUUCUUCGGAUGGAUCAUGCCAUUGUGGAGGAUCACGGAUCAACAGAUUCUUGCCUCGGCCGGACUAGACGCAUAUGUCUUUCUUACCUUUUUCAAGAUGGCCAUGAAGUUCCUCUUCUUGACUCUGAUUUUCUCACUCAUCGUGAUUAAGCCAGUUCACGAUGCAAACCCCGAGGAUGACCCUAUAUCAGGCAAUGGGACCGACCAUGGAAACCACACGAAGCAUGCUGGAAGCUCGAAACAGGUCAAUCUGCUCUUUAAUGAUGGCAUACAUGCCUACAACAGCAGUCACGGCAAUUUCACGCUGCCUUACAUUCCGGACUUUGAGAACGACUGGCUCUGGAUGUACGUGAUCUUUGCAUACCUUUUCUCCGGCAUCGCCAUUUAUCUCAUCAUCUCUACAACGCGCAAGGUCAUCGAGGUUCGACAGGAGUACUUGGGGUCUCAAACCACCGUCACCGACAGGACCAUCCGACUUUCUGGUAUUCCAAAGUACAUGCAGCAUGAGACGAAGAUCAAAGAGUUCGUGGAGAGCCUAGAUAUUGGCAGGGUAGAAAGCGUGACGUUGUGUCGAAACUGGAAAGAGCUAGACCAGGCCAUGGAUAAGAGAAUGGACAUUCUUCGAAGACUAGAGGAGGCAUACACCGUCUAUAUGGGAUAUCAAGGGAUUCAGCGUGCUCAAGCGGCGUUGCCUGUCAUUCAACAGAACCCCCCACAGCCAAUACUCAUUGAUGACAGCAUUGGCGAUGAUCAAGAGACCAGCGGGCUCACACAGCCCACUUCGCGGCUUCCACGGUGGCCAUACACGCAAAGUCGGCCAAAAGCUGUUGUACGCUAUGGCUUCAUGAAGCUAAGAAUGCGACGCGUUGAUGCUAUUGAACUUUAUGAGACACAGCUGAAGGAGAUUGAUGAUCGCAUCAAACGACUAAGGGAAUCGGAAUUCGAUCCCGUUCCGUUGGCGUUCAUCACCAUGGACUCUGUCGCGUCUUGCCAAAUGACCAUUCAGGCAGUGCUACAUCCCUCUCCGCUGCAACUUAUCGCAAAUCAAAGUCCUACACCAACGGAUGUUAUCUGGCCGAACACAUACAUGUCGCGAAGCAGCCGCAUGAUACGUGCAUGGACGGUCACGCUGAUCAUUGGUCUGUUGACGAUAACUUGGGUGGUCAUUUUCAUUCCGAUCGCUGGUUUACUCAAUCUUGAAGCCAUCCGAAAGGUUCUACCGCAACUUGCCGAAGCCCUAGAAGUCCACGAGAACAUUCGAUCCCUCAUCAAUACGCAAGUGCCUACGCUGAUAGCAUCACUGCUAAUGGUUCUCGUGCCAUACCUAUACUACGGUCUCUCAUGGUGUCAGGGCGAAAUCUCGAAGGGUGACAUCGAGCUCUCUUCCAUCUCGAAGAAUUUCUUCUUCACAUUCUUCAAUUUCUUUGUCGUGUUCAUGGUUCUUGGCACGGCGUCGACCUAUCUCAGCAUCGCUGGAUUCUUUGAGAAGUUUGGCGACGCACUGAAGGACUUUCGCACAGUCGCCUAUACACUUGCCUUGUCACUGCAAGCUCUACUGUCAUUCUACGUGAACUUCAUAAUCCUUCAGGGGAUUGGUCUUUUUCCCUUCCGUUUGCUCGAAAUGGGCUCUGUGAGUCUCUAUCCGAUCUAUCGCAUGGGCGCCAAGACACCUCGAGACUACGCCGAAUUGGUUCAGCCUCCGAUCUUCGUUUAUGGAUUCUAUCUGCCAAACGCACUCCUAAUCUUCAUCAUUUGCAUGGUCUACUCCGUCUUGCGACAAUCUUGGCAAGUUCUUCUCGCUGGUCUGCUCUAUUUCAUGCUCGGUCAUUUCGUCUACAAAUACCAGCUUCUGUAUGCUAUGGACCACCGACAGCAAGCGACAGGUCGUGCAUGGGGAAUGAUAUGUGAUCGAAUUUUCAUGGGUCUGAUCUUCUUCCAGCUGACCACUGCGGGCCAGCUCGUUUUCAAACAAGCUCCACGUCGCUCAGUGUUGAUGGUUCCACUGCUUGCCUUCACAAUGGGCAUGUCAGUGGUUUAUGGCAAGACCUAUAAACCGCUCAUGAAGUUUAUCGCGCUGUCUAGCGUGCGCCGAGAAGAGCGUUAUGCGGACGGGAUCAUAAGCCCGCCCGGAGAAUCCAGCACAACGACCAGCUUGUCAGCCAGUGCCAUCUUCUCCGGCCUGGAGCGAAACGUGUGGGCCGAUAUCACAGGAUUCCCAAGCGCACGCGCAAAUCUGGAAGCACGCAGCAGACGACGACGGAAGUGGCAUAGGCCGGGAGAGGAUGAUGACGAGGGAAUAGAUACGGACACGAAGUUCAUCAAUCCUAGUCUUGUUGUGCCGUUGAGAGGUGUCUGGAUCGCUGGUGAGGGACAUCUAUCUCCACAGGAUUCUAGUAGCGGCUAUGGUGCCACAAGCACUGAGACCCGAUCGCCGGAUCCGAUCGAAGUGGUCGCUGACGGCGAAGAGACUGUGUGAGGGAACAGCUUUUGCGCAAAGAGAGUCAAGAAUUGCAUAUGAUACCCACGUCAUGAGUUUAGAAAAGCGUUUGAAAGGAGUUGGUCAUGCAUUGAUUCAGGAAUCAAGUUAUCCUUCCCAUGGUCUAAAUUUAAUAGCUGUAGUUUCUAAUAAUGAAAACCCAUUCCUUU
This is a messenger RNA of Dissoconium aciculare CBS 342.82, 2990 nucleotides long. RefSeq names its product DUF221-domain-containing protein. Gene Ontology annotation, cellular component: plasma membrane. The coding region runs from base 124 to 2820 and encodes 898 amino acids. The transcript has a single exon. Lineage: Eukaryota; Fungi; Ascomycota; Dothideomycetes; Mycosphaerellales; Dissoconiaceae. Gene Ontology annotation, molecular function: calcium-activated cation channel activity. The record is from RefSeq and is a predicted model, not a curated record.